Messenger RNA from Aspergillus nomiae NRRL 13137, 643 nucleotides. RefSeq lists its product as uncharacterized. Lineage: Eukaryota; Fungi; Ascomycota; Eurotiomycetes; Eurotiales; Aspergillaceae. The annotation marks the transcript as partial. The transcript is spliced from 3 exons. The record is from RefSeq and is a predicted model, not a curated record.
AUCCGAAACCCGAACCUCGCCUUUCCUUGAGAUCAUUUCGCUUCACUGCCUCUCCGCCGUUGUUUCGUCCCUCCACUCCCCCGUCUCAAUCAACUCCCGUCUACCCGUCAUCAUGGUUGUCUACUACCAGCUCGCCGGCAAGCAAGUCGGCUCCCACGUGCUUGCCAUGGGUGUUCUCGGCUCCCUCUUCGGUGGUGUCUACCUCGCCACCCGCGGUGGCUCUCAGCCCAAGCAGGCCGCUCCCCCAAUCCAGGCUUCUUCCAAGGACGAGGAGACCUUCAUCCAGGACUUCCUGAAGCAAGUGAACGGAAGCGGGGAGGAGAAGAAGAGCGGCCAUUAAGAUCUCCGAAGGAGGAGAAAUGAAUCGAGGACCGUCCCGGAGCCCACGAAAUCUUGACUACGACUCUCCCUGACUUGAAGAGCGUCAAUCGUCUGAUCCGAAACAGGAUGGCAACUGGGGCGGGCCUUGUAUUAUGUGUCGAACUGCUGGGCGGCUUGUACCAGUGGCGAGGUGUGUGAUCUGUACAUAUAGAGGUAUACACCGCAUUGAGCUAUGUUCUUCUAUGCUGGUAAUCAUCAACAAGAGUUGGAGAAUCGUGUCCGGUGCACCGUUGGUUUCGUAGGGCGGUUUGACCGCCGAUCC